ACAUCCAACCAUUUGAAGAAGCAGUAGUCCCUACUGAUGCCAUGGAAAGUACAGAUCCUACAACUAUAGGGUUCACCUUUACUGUUAGUGAAGAUAAAUCUGUAAAGAGAUAUGAGAUAUGUAUUGGAACAGACAAAUAUUUAGACAACAUUUUCCCUUGUACCUGGGUUGGUUAUAACACGUCAGGAUCAGCUUCUAUCAAAGAUGGAUAUUUGUAUAUAGAUGAUAUCAAGCUGAGACCUCUGUCAGAGCUUAAGACCAAAGUUUGGAAUAUCUCCUACGAAUCAACGGAGAACAAGACAAGCGUAUUCCAUAUGGAACCAGGACGGACAUUAUUUAUGACUAUGAGAGUUUGUAAUGAAGCAGUACUCUGUACCAAUAAGUCAAUAGGCAGUGUACUGAUAACUAAUACAGAAACUGUAUUGAAAACAUCAGAACACGGAGAAUCCAUUGAAAUUAUACAGUCAGUUGCUACUAAUUCAACACGGAAAAAGAGGGACACAGAUGUGAUUGUUGUUACAACACCUGAAGGACUGGAACCUGGACAAACAGUUGUACUACAGCCAAUAUCAGAGAAGGAUCUAAACACAGAAUACAGAUCUGAUUCUUCAACAGAUUUCCAACCUUAUAUUGUUAAUCCAGCAACUUCAUUUGACAUGGUUGAAAGAUUAUUGUAUAGAAGAAUAUAUUCAUAUGCAACUACAUUUUCUGUGAUACCUGUUGGUCACCUGUCAAUGCCAGGGCCUAUGAAUAUUACAUAUCCAGAUACUCUGGGUGAGAAUGAAGACAACAGAACUGUACUAGCUCACUGGAAUACAGCUAUUCAGCAGUGGGAAUUAAGUGGUAGAACCUGUGGUGAUGCAUCUGUUCUAGAUAUUGAUAAUGAUGAUGGCACAAAGACUGUUCAGGUUUGCAAAACAUGGAGAGGUGAAACAGAAGCAAGCAAUGAGACUGAGGAAUCCAUUUUGUAUUUCUCUGAAGAGACACAAUUUGCUGUUUUCAUUGUAUCAAACAAAGUAUACAAUUCUGCACCAACAUUGAUCAGUAAUAGAUUUAUAUCUAUCACAGAAGAUCAAGGUACAGUACAGUACCAGUUAGAGGCAGCAGACGAAGAAGAUGAUACAGUGAGAUUUUACCUUGCAACAAAACAGACAUACCGAUACAAACUUGGUGCUCCAGUUCUGUAUGAGAAUGGCUUAUUGAUGUAUACUCCAUGUAAAGAUUGUUCAGGAGUAGAGACCAUUGAUAUCAUCCUCAGAGAGAUACUAGCCAGUAAGGAUAUUACACCAGCCAGCAGGGCGGCAACACUUGUUAUUACAAUUAUAGAUACCAAUGACCCACCAGAUAUGUUCCUUGUACAGAAUGGUCAGUCUAUUUUGUUAGAUGAUCCAACAGAGCCAGUUAUGGUAUAUUUGGAACAGAAGACUGAAUAUAACAGAAACAAAUGGAUGGAAGAUUUCAGAGCUGUUAUAGGAGCCUUUGACGUGGAACAACAACAUCUUAUUAUGGAAGUAUACAAACCAAUGUCGGGAACAGUUAUGUUUACAGAAGUGAAAACAACAGUACCAGAUAUGUAUGACUGUGAAACUGAUGUAAAUGCAGCCAGUGAACCAUGUGGUAAUUUUAGUUAUACUCUGCCUCAUGAUAAAGGAACCAUGUCCUGGAUUUAUACCACCUUGACCUACAAACAAAGCAUAAAUGUAACAGGAAAGGACUACAUCAAAUUUUAUGUCUCUGAUUCCAUGAAUGCCUCAUCAUCAGUAGUGACUGUACAGUUUGUUUUAAUGGAAUCACCAUGUCACAAUGAUGGGUUUUGUCAACCCAAAAAUGGCAGUAACUAUCCUUGCACCAGCUGGUACAGAGCUAACAAUUUUGAUCAGUAUUUUGAAUGUGUAUGUUUACCUGGCUGGAUAGGUGUAUACUGUGAAGAAAAUAUUGAUGAAUGUAUAAGUUCCCCAUGUAUGGAACCAUUUGAAUGUGUUGAUGGUGUCAAUAAGUAUGAAUGCAGAUGUCCAGUAGAUGACCCUAACUGUGAUCUUAAGAUCUGGAUUAUUCCAGUGAUUGUCCUGAGUGUCGUUUGUUUGGUGAUAAUCAUCAUAGUGGUCAUUUGUAGAUAUUGGAAGAAAAGAGUGAAAAACAAAAAAGCUUAUAGAGACCUUCUGAACCAGAGUACUAAAGAUCUUUUAAGUGAUGAUUUAUCACGGGAAUUUUCAUUUGCUAAAGAUACAGUGCAAGUUGACUUCCAAGAGAGCCAUGAUGAUCUUGCUAAUUUGGAUCUAGUGGGAAUUCUGAAUCCUGUUAUUGGUAAAACUGCAAAUCCAAGAUGGAAGAAUAAGGUUUACCCUGAAUCAUCACGUACCAAGAAAUUUCUUAUUUCUCCUGCAGAACAGAAAUCAGAAAGUAAGCUGAAAGAGGAAAUUCAAGAGAAAGAUGAUUUGAAGAAUAACUGGACAUAUUCGUCACCUGUCCAUCAAGCUCUCAAACAAGCCAUGAAACCUAUAGCAAAACCUCAUAUGAAGUCUUUAAAAGAAAUAAAAUUAGAAGUGUCAUCUGAUAACAAGAAUACAGAGCCAAUAUCAAAUCCAACAGAGGAAAGAAAGCAAGACACGGAAGUUAUUCAUCAACAGGCCAUGCCAUCACAUUUUAAACCAAUGUAUCAAGCACAAUUGGCAAAGCCACUUCCAACAACUGGUCUUGUUGCACAAAACAUGUCUUACAGUCGAUACAAUGAAAAACAACAGCUUGAGAAAAGCAGUGAUGCUUAACUUGUGUGUACUUGCAAUUGCGUUUUACAAAUUUUAGAAAACAGAUUUUGGUGAUAUAGUAACUUUUUCACAAUAUUCAGUUAACCAGUUUAUUAUUGAUAAUUUAUUGAAUUUUUGCUGAAAUGCAAAUAAUUGUAUGAUCAAAUGUUUUAUUUCUAAGUAUUAAAAAUAAAGUCUUU
Mytilus californianus (California mussel) is the source of this 2944-nucleotide messenger RNA. RefSeq lists its product as uncharacterized. Bases 42 to 2765 code for a protein of 907 amino acids. Lineage: Eukaryota; Metazoa; Mollusca; Bivalvia; Mytilida; Mytilidae. Gene Ontology annotation, biological process: establishment or maintenance of epithelial cell apical/basal polarity; heterophilic cell-cell adhesion. Gene Ontology annotation, cellular component: protein-containing complex; plasma membrane. The transcript has 13 exons. The record is from RefSeq and is a predicted model, not a curated record. Gene Ontology annotation, molecular function: calcium ion binding.